Impatiens glandulifera is the source of this 702-nucleotide messenger RNA. RefSeq names its product cullin-1-like. Gene Ontology annotation, biological process: ubiquitin-dependent protein catabolic process; protein ubiquitination. The record is from RefSeq and is a predicted model, not a curated record. The transcript has 4 exons. Gene Ontology annotation, cellular component: cullin-RING ubiquitin ligase complex. Gene Ontology annotation, molecular function: ubiquitin protein ligase binding. NCBI's taxonomy places the organism in Eukaryota, Viridiplantae, Streptophyta, Magnoliopsida, Ericales, Balsaminaceae. Bases 1 to 702 code for a protein of 233 amino acids.
AUGGAUAUGCGUCGGAUAACAGUAGAAGAAGUGUGGCCAACUAUACAACCUGGGAUCGACAAUAUAAUUGACAUUAUCGAAGGUAUCGUAGAUGAAAUAAUCACUAACGAAGAAAGAGUCUUGCCCAAUUUGGUGGGAAAAAGAGGUGACAUUUUGUUGCAAGAAGUUGUGAAAAGAUGGGAUAAUCAUAAAUACAUGACAGUAUGGACUACCAAAUUCUUUGUCUACCUUAACAAAUACUUUAUUCCUGGUAGUCUAUUGCCCACUUUACAAGAAUCAAGCUACUCAAUCUUUCAUAGACGGGUCCUCGGUGUUCAUGAAGUUAUGGAAUCGAUAACGCGUAUGAUUCAUAGGGUACGCAUUGGAGAUCAACGAAUUAAUCAAGAUUUGCUAAAGAGCGCGAUAGAUAUAUAUGUGAAUAUCGGGAAGAAUUACUAUGAGGAUGAUUUUGAAGAAAAAAUCUUGGAGAAAACUCACCAAUUCUAUUCUCUCAAGGCCUUGAAGUGGAUUAAUGAUCCAAACAUAUCCUACCAAGAUUACAUGCUUAAGCUUGAUGAAAGUCUGAUGAGAGAAAGACACUGGGCCGGCUUAUACGUGAAAGAAGACACGAGAAAGAAGUUGUUAAAGAUUGUGAAUCAUGAGCUGGUGAAUGUGCACACUAUACAAUUAGAAGAAAAGAGGAAACGUCGCAGGCUUAAUUGA